UCAAAUUGCGGAUUUUCUCUAAAAAAUUCAUAAAAAAAUCGUCCCUGGCUAAUUUUUAGGCUCAAAUUUCGUGUAACGGCUCGAAAAAUGACUGAAAGUAAUCAAAACCGGGAUGGAGAUUUGUUCAUUAUUCGAUUUAUCAAACAAAACCCGAUGAUUUGGGACUCCAGUCACAAAGAUUACCACGACAGAGACAAAAGAAAUGACAUUUUCAAGGAAUUAGCGGCAAAAAUAGGACAAAAACCUGAGUUCGUUAAACGUCGCUGGAUCACCCAACGAGAGCGAUAUGUGAAAGGUUUACGCAGUAAAAUGCUCAAAAGUGACACUCCGUUCUCUUAUAAAUACAAUGACGAGAUGAAUUUCCUCAAAAAUCACGUAAAAAUGAAGAUUCAAACGCAAAUUAGGACAGAAAAUCCGGAUUUUAAUGAAAAUUCUUCAGAAAACCAGGAGCCCGAGUACGAAUUUGUGAUAACAGAAGAAGAUUUGCGACACCAUGAUGAAGAAGAAGGCGACAUGAGUCACUUACUGAGCGAUUUCUUUGGCGAAAGUGAGUCUCAGAGCGUUUUAACGAUCGUUGAAGAGCUCCCCGAGGAAGAAAUUCUGCCUGAAAGUACCAACGAAGGUAUUUUUCUUGACGUUCCCGAUGAAAUGGAGAUUUCUACAACCACGAAACCGAUAAUUUUGGAGAAUAUUUCACUGUCUGAGCCAAAAGUCGUGCCAAAUACACCUCAAAAUGCGGAAGUUCGGAACGAAGAUGUCAUUUUUGGCGAAUUAAUUGCCUCGCAACUCAUGAAAAUCACCGACGAAGCUAAAAAGAAAGCAAUUAAAAGGAGUAUUUUAGAUUUAUUUUUCUAAAAAAAAAUUAAUUUUAAGUAAAAAAUAAUAAAUUAUUGAAUUUUUCAAUCGAGACCGAACUCAUUUCGAACCCAUGGAUACUGAGCGGGGCAUUCAGAUAAGCAAGAGACCAAAUAUCGCUCGGAACGGAGAAUGCGACUUUGUAAUUUGCAGGUUUUCGGGAGAUUGCAGGCGAUUUCGUUCGGUUCGAGUUGGCGAUUUUUGCAGUCCCAUUCGGAGAAUUGGUUCAAGCCGCUGAUUGGCGUCGGGUUUCGCAUCCAUUGGAUCGCUUGGUACUCGGUGACGAAGUAAACGUCGUUCUUCUUUGACAUGUCGUCGAGGAAUUUCUGAAAAAAA
Molecule: messenger RNA, 1191 nt
Organism: Culicoides brevitarsis
Lineage: Eukaryota; Metazoa; Arthropoda; Insecta; Diptera; Ceratopogonidae
Gene: Dlip3
Exons: 2
Coding region: 88-855 (255 amino acids)
Source: RefSeq, a predicted model, not a curated record